Nicotiana tabacum (common tobacco) is the source of this 5160-nucleotide messenger RNA. Its product is annotated as SAC3 family protein B. Lineage: Eukaryota; Viridiplantae; Streptophyta; Magnoliopsida; Solanales; Solanaceae. Gene Ontology annotation, cellular component: nucleus; cytoplasm; transcription export complex 2. Gene Ontology annotation, biological process: mRNA export from nucleus. The record is from RefSeq and is a predicted model, not a curated record.
GUUUGUUCGUUCUCAGAGGAAGCAGGACCCGCAAAACUGAAUACUGAGAAGCCCAGAUAGAUGCACUUGAAGAAAAACCCCAACAAUCAAUUAAAAUGAAGAGAGAGUAAACAAAUUACUAUUCAUAUUCAGUCGGGAUUGAAUCUCAAGAAGUAGAAUGGCUUUUCAGGGAUUCAGGCAGAAUACAGGUCCUAUUGGCCCUCCGAAAGCGGAAACCCCUUUUGGGAAUUUUCCACGUACUCCUUCACCUCCUCCUCCUACCUUCCCCUCAUCUCCCAGGGAAUUUGAAGCUCCGGAAAGGAUACAUCCACAACCCUUGCCUUUUGUUGGACGGCAUCCUAUAGCGGCUCCAUCUCGCGCUUUUGCUGGAGAACAGAGGCGUAGUGAGACUCUUCCUAAAUGGAGUUAUGGGCAAAAAUACAUCUACCAUGAUUAUGAUGCCCAAGCCCACCAACUAUCUCCCGAAGUAGUGCCACCUGUAGCUUCAGGGUUUUCUGAGAAUGCCCUCUCUGCCAGAGGUGCCCAAGUUCAAGAUUUUCGAAGAACUGGGCUACAUCCUUCAUUGCCUUCUGAUGCAGAGAUUUCGGGAGCCUCCAGGACAAUGAGGGGAAGUCGUUCAGAUUUGAUAUUCAGUGAUCAGGGCCACUUUGUUACCCAGCAAAAUCAAUCAUAUCCAUCAUUCCAAAAUAAGAGUCAAUUGGUUCCCCAGAGUACAAGGUCACCUCCGUUGGCUUUUCAGAACAAUGUACACGUAGAUGGCCAAAGUCCUCUUGGUGAAGCUCAGUGGCCUUCUCUGCCCCCUCAUAUGCUGGGCAAAUCAUCCCAGUCAUUCCAAAACUUUCCAAUCCGAUUACCUCAACAAAAGAUGUCCUCGAUUUCAACAAAUUAUGAUCCUGGAAGAAAGAUUGCAGUGAAGCAUACUGACCAAGUCUCAAAAAGAACAAGGUCCCCGCCUCUUUCAUCUCCUAAUGGCGCUUCUUUUGAAAACUCAGCUUUUGGUCUACGUGAAUCCAAAAGGCCUUCCACCUCUCCUUCCAAAAUGAGGUCAGACGGUCUCCCUCACUCUCUAGCUCCUCAAAAGUCUUCACUGGCUGGAAAUGGUGUCAAUAUUGAAGUUGAUCUGAGUAAGCCAAUGAACUUUCCAGUUUCCAAAAGAACCAAGUUUCCUUCCGUACCUUCAUCUGGUCAAGUUCAUCAAGGUGACUCCAAUCAUGUAGAUGAUGAUAUUCAACGAGAAACUGAGGCCAAGGCAAAGCGCUUAGCUCGUUUCAAGGAUGACCUAAGCCACAAUGUGCGAGAUGAUUCUAGUAUUCAUCAGAAGGGUCCCUCGAAGAGACAAUAUCAAUCUGUUAUGGACGAACAAAAAUUUGCUGCAGAAGUUAGUGUAGAUUCAACUGAUGAUUUCUCAAAUGGCAAUCUGUUAUCUGAUUAUCAUUGCUCAGAUUCUUCGGGUGUCAUAAUUGGGUCAUGUCCUGAUAUGUGUCCAGAAUCAGAAAGAGCAGAACGAGAAAGGAAAGGUGAUCUUGACCAAUAUGAACGCUUGGACGGAGACAGAAAGCAAACGAGUAAAUUGCUUGCUGUCAAGAAGUACACCAGGACAGCUGAGAGGGAAGCUGUGCUCAUACGUCCAAUGCCAAUCCUACAGAAGACUAUGAAUUAUCUUUUGAAUUUGCUGGAUCAGCCUUAUGAUAACAGCUUCCUUGGCUUGUAUAACUUCUUAUGGGACAGGAUGCGGGCGAUCCGUAUGGAUUUGAGGAUGCAACAUAUUUUCAACCAUGAAGCUAUGAAUAUGCUGGAGCAAAUGAUAAGGCUUCAUAUAAUCGCCAUGCAUGAAUUAUGUGAAUACACGAGAGGAGAGGGUUUUUCUGAGGGAUUUGAUGCACAUCUCAAUAUUGAACAGAUGAACAAAACAUCAGUUGAAUUAUUUCAAUUGUAUGAUGACCACCAGAAGAGAGGAAUAAAUGUGGCAAGUGAGAAAGAAUUUAGAGGUUAUUAUGCACUUUUAAAGCUUGAUAAACAUCCAGGAUAUAAAGUUGAACCUGCAGAGCUUUCGCUUGAUUUAGCAAAGAUGACACCAGAUAUGCGUCAAACCCCAGAAGUUCUCUUUGCUCGUGACGUGGCAAGGGCCUGCAGGACAUGCAACUUUGUUGCUUUCUUUCGGCUUGCAAGGAGAGCUAGCUAUCUUCAAGCUUGCUUAAUGCAUGCUCAUUUCUCAAAGUUACGAACCCAGGCUCUAGCUUCGUUACACUCUGGCCUGCAGAAUAGCCAAGGAAUCCCUGUUGCCCAAGUUGCCAAAUGGCUUGGGAUGGAGGAAGAGGACAUGGAAGGCCUUCUUGAGUAUUAUGGAUUCUCAAUAAAGGAGUUUGAAGAACCAUAUAUGGUGAAGGAAGGUCCAUUUGUGGAAGUUGACAAUGACUAUCCUGUCAAGUGCUCAAAACUUGUCAAUGAGAAAAAAUCAAGGACGAUAUUCGAGGAUGUUUCGGCUCCACAUGUUGAAUCAGUGUGGGAAAAAGAGAGAGAACCCCUGUUAGAUAAGGAUCAUCAUAAAAAACCUACAGCUAUUCAAUUUCUCGAGCCUUAUAGUUCUUCACUGGCCAUCGAGGAGGACAUACCUGAUUAUGAAGCUGUUUCAUCUCCAAAAGAUGAGACAAAGACAAUUCCCAUUACUAGAAGAGAAUCUCAUCAGAAGAAUGAAAGUUCACAGGCUCCUCCUAAUUAUUCGGUGUCAAGUCUGCCGGCUCCUCCUAGUCCUUUGAUAUUCUUUCCUCAUAUUUCCCCUGAGACUCAGCAGCAAGCUAUAGUCGGGAGAGCAGGAACACCUGAAGUGCAGCUGCAAGCUAGAGUUGGGAGUUCAGGGAAACCCAAAAGUAGCGAAGUUGCACAAUUUGCUGCAAAAGGCAUGACCGUUCAAUUUGCACUUGCCAGAGAUGAGCAGGAGAAGUUGCCAGUUUUUCCAACUCAUUCUCUUGUUGGAGACACAGAAUUGCACCACGUGUCAGAUGAAGAGAAUGUAGAUGAAGAACUGGUGGUCACCAGCGAGCAAGCUGAAACUAAUGAAGCAGCAGCUAGUUAUUAUGACAAAGAAGUUGCUGAGGCAAAACUUAAACUGAUUGUCAGGAUAUGGAAGCGGCGUUCUUCAAAGAAAAGGGAGAUGCGGGAGCAUAAACAGUUAGCAUCUAAAGCUGCUCUGAGAUCGCUCUCUCUUGGAGUGCCAAUGUGGCCCAAUAGAAUUCAACAUAGCACAUCCGUCGAGUUCGACAUUGAUUGUGCUGUCUCAAAAUGGUACCAAACUCAGGAAAGAUCAUGGUCAAGGCUGAAUGUUUCAGAUGUAUUUUCCACCACACUCCAUGAACAAAAUCCAGCUGCCAAAUGCCUUUGCUGGAAAGUAAUUAUAUGUUGUCAGGAUAGUAUAAACAAUCGAAACCGAGAAAAUGGUCUGGAGAAGUUGAAUGCUAAAUCAUGGUUGCUUUCCAAGCUCAUGCCUGCCAGAGACCAUGAAGAUGAUUUGCUGAUCACAUCUCCGGGCCUCUCUGUUUGGAGAAAUUGGCUUCUUGACCAAUCAGUCGAGGAUCUAAUUUGUUGUUUAUCAGUUAUCAAGUAUGCUAAUUUUGAGAAUCUGAAUGAGACAGUAGCAGGUGCAAGCGCUGUUCUCUUCCUGUUGUCAGAAGGCAUCCCGUGGGAUCUUCAGAAAAAUCAGCUUCAUAAGCUGUUAAUGGAAGUACCUUCUGGUUCUCAUUUGCCCCUUUUGAUCUUAAGUGACAUGUGCAAGGAAAAUGCAGAUCCUUCCACUAUAGUUAAAGAACUGGAGCUACAUGAAGUCCGUGAAUCAAGACUUCAUUCCUUUAGUGUUGUUUUCCUAAAAAACCAGCAGAUGGAACAGUUGAAUGGUUUUUUUAGUGAUGAGCAAUUAAGAGGAGGACUAAAGUGGUUAGCAAGUGAAUCACCACCACAACCAGUUCUCCAGUGUGUAAAAGCCCGAGAACUGGUUCUCUACUACUUGAACUCUUUGCUUGGGGUUCUUGGUGAAAUGGAUGCUAAUGAUGUGGAUCCAAACCACUGUAUUUCAGUCUUUAAUGAGGCCUUGGAUCAGUCAAUGAGGGAAAUCGCUUCUGCAGCUCAUGCAAAUCCUACCUGUUGGCCCUGUCCUGAAAUAGGUUUGCUGGAGGAAUCUAGGCUUGAGUACAAAGCUGUAAGCCAACACUUGCCAAGGCUGGGGUGGAGCUUAGCUCCAAGAAUUGAACCAGUUGUCUGUGCAAUAUCUGACUGCAAACUUCCAUCUUUUCCAGACGAUAUAUCUUGGUUACGUAGAGGUUCCGACGUGGAUAUCACCAUUGAAAACCAGAUAUUACAACUUCAAAAUUGUCUAAUAAAGUACUUCACAGAGAUUAGCAGAUUGAUGGAACUGCCACUUGCAACAAAAGAGGCAGUUGUUAUGCUGCAGAAGUUUGUGCAGCUUCAACUCCAGAACUUCCGCUACUACAUUGUACCAAACUGGGUUAUGAUUUUCCGACGGGCAUUCUUUUGGCAGUUGAUGAAGUUAGCCAGAGACGCAUCUUUUUCAGUGUAUACCCUGAUACAGGAUGAUUUUUCUACUUUAAUGGUUGGAGCGGUGGAACUUGAAGACUCUGGACAAUCACAUUACCAUUUGUCACAUCCAUCUCUUGAUGAAAUGGUUGAAGUUGGACGGAUGCCUCUUCCCAGAUGUGCAAUGCUUAGUGGACAGGGAAGAGCUUUCCAAUCCCGUCCAGGUAUGGCUUCAAUUAGUGAAGAAAUUCCUACAACUACUGGCGCAGGCGAGGAAAUGGAGUAUGGAAAGGAUGUUCGACGUGAUGAUGAAUUCAUAAAAACCAGUUAUAAUACAAUGACAGAUAUGGAACCACUGCUGGCCACUAAGAAAAUAAAAGAAGCUGACGUACUAAGCGAAUUACUUGAGAGGUGUAACAUUAAGCAGAACAUGAAUGAUAAAAAUUUGUCAAUAUAUUUCUAAUCAAUUACCUUUUCCUUCACCCCUUGAAAAUCUGUUGUAUGUGUAUUAUACACGCUACCAUGAAAAUCCAACUAUGUAUAUGAAGGGUGUGCCCUUUUGUAUUAUUGGAAGGGGCAUGGAUUUUGCUCACGGUUAAUUUUUAAAACGUGAAGGAGUCUUUUUAAGAGCUGAAA